AUGUCCAACAACCUUCUGAACCUGUUCUGUCUCGUUGAUGGCGAACUCCAGUCGAACGCCUUCCCCGUCAAAGCUACACCAACAGACACCAUUGAUGAUCUCAGGUGCCAGACUGGAUAUCGACACGCUCUCCAGGACCUCACCCUCUGGCGCGUCUCGAUCCCCGUCGUUGCAGCCAACAAACACAACCCGAUUGUCCGGAAUGAAGUUGAGUCAUCAACAGAGCUACACCCAACCGACGAUGUUUCCGAUGUCUUUCCAGACAAACCACCUAUGAAAACAAUCCACAUCAUGGUCCAGCGACCUCCUCAAGUCCAUGCACCUGUCCCUGCCCGUCCCUCCACUCCACAGCUCAAGUCUAUUCCGAAGGAUCGCCUCGAGCAGGAAUGGAAGUCAUUCUCAAUGACAUCCAGCAUCGCCCUACCACCCACCCCCUCUGUUGAUCCAAUGGAAGCUGAGGCUUUCCAGAAUGAAGAGCUAGGACCCUUUUUCAAGAGGACUCUUCCGCAUGGUGAGACAGCAAGAGACAUCAAGCUGGUGAUGCUGGGACUUGAGCUGGACAAGCUGGCAAGGACGAGCGACGGCGAAACCUUGCAUUCUAUUGUGGAGGAUGACAUGGGCAAAUACAGUGACUGUCGCGUAGUAGCUAUGGUUGCUCCAUCUGGAUCAGGAAAGACUGCGACUGUAGUUGACCUCGCGAGCAAGCACUUUGUGAUCUAUUGUGUUUGUUGCAUCCCGAGCUCCACCAUCUCUCCCGGCUUCAAGGACCCGAACUUUAUCACGCUUGCAGAAGACAUUGAGAGCAUGUACCGGGCCGUUAUUCACAGGAAUCAAGGGCGUUCGCAGGACGCAAAGGACAUCGAUUUCGAAGUCAAGGCCCUAGCAGGAGAACGCGUCAAGCUCGAAUUCCUUUCACGGCUGCUCUUCCUUCAGCAUCUCCUCGACAACAACCUUGCUCUAGAACCCCUGCAGUUCUUCCGUGAACAGACCACCAAAGGUGCCUUAACUACCGGUGACCUGGUCUACAAGCUGAAGGAGUACGACUACAACACAAUCCAAGCCAUGCUCAGCAAAGUCCAAGACAAGCUUCAGUCUAUCCUUGUUUCCAAACGACUUGGACUGGUGAUUGCCCUGGACGAGGCUCAAGUUGCGGUCACUGGAAUCUUGUCCGAAAAGCUCUUCUCACCAUCUGCUUUGAUCAACAGAGAUGCCCUCUUCGACAGCAAAGAACCAUGUGAUGGUAUUAAUUUGGUCCACAGUAUCUGGUGCAUCACGGUGAUUGCUGGUGUGCAAACUCAUCUGGAGAACGUUGUGUUCCUACCUAAAGCAUAUUUGGACAACGACGGAUUCAUUAAGAGCUUGGAAAAAGCCAUGAUGGCUUAUGUCACGACCCUUGCUCGAGGAUUCUGUGUCGGGUCCCCUGCCUUCGACCCUGAGGAGUUUGUUGUGCUCCGUGAUGAGGCCGCGGAGCGGCGAGACUUUCUUCAUGAUUUGAAGACAGAGAUGCCGAAAGGGACAAAAUGGGCAGAUGAAGUGAUCGAGAGCAUCGAGGAAACUGUGAUAAACGGUGGAUUCGAUGAAGCGAGGGUGGAGCAGUGGCCCGAAGACAAGGUCCUACAGAGGAGGUACCAGAAGUUUGAGUACGGCCGGCAGGAACGCGGAAAAGCUGAUCGAUUGGCCUCCUGGUCGUAUGAAAAGUAUCGCUAUUAUUUGCACUUAUGCAAAGGACGAUCACUCGUCACCGGGAUGAAAGUGACCCUGCCAAGAAAACUGGAUAUUGAUCGCAACAUCGACACUGACAAGUACGAUUUCGAUACCAUCCUACUCAUGGAGAAUGAGAUCAACGUGGCGAAGAAGAGUAUGUCCGAGUUCAAGGACUCAUCUGCAUUCAGACUCUCCAAAGAGUCAUUCAAGCCAAAGUGGGCGGUCAAGAUCUUACGCGCUGAUCUAUGGAAAUUGAUCGAGGACACCAACGCAACGAAGGAUGAGUAA
Messenger RNA from Linnemannia hyalina, 1992 nucleotides. The record is from the annotation of a GenBank genome assembly. Lineage: Eukaryota; Fungi; Mortierellomycota; Mortierellomycetes; Mortierellales; Mortierellaceae.